AACAUUGUAACCACAUCAAAGAGGGCGCGCGCGGGAGGGAGGGAGGGAGGCGAGGCUGGCGCGGGAGCGCGCGCGCGUGCCCGCGCCCCUCUCUCCUCCUCCGCCUCCCCUCCCUCUUUCUCCGCCUCCCCUCCUUCUCUGGCGAGGCAGGAUCGGGACCAUGAACCCCCGGCGGGGGCGGCGGGCCGGGCCGAGGUAGCCGCGGGCCGGAGGAAGGAAAGCGGGGAGCGGCGGCGGAUGGGGACCGGAGCGGACGCUGCUGCUGCGGCGCCGGUGGCUCCCGGUGCUGCUGCUGUCUGAGCCUGGAGCUCCGGCCGCGACGGCAGCCUCCUCUCCGGGUCUCCGGCCCGGCCUCCUGGCGGCCCCACCCCCGUCCCCACCCAGCCAGGUCUGGGCGAGCGGCAGCCCAGCGGAAGCGGCAGUCGGAGGAGCGGCGGCGCCGCGCACGGAGCCCGCAGACAUGAGUGAGUCCGUCGUCUGCACCACCCGAGCCACUGUGAUGCUGUAUGAUGAUGCCAACAAGAAAUGGGUGCCCGCGGGGAGCGGCCCCCAGGCCUUCAGCCGCAUCCAAAUCUACCACAGCCCUGUCAACAACACGUUCAGGGUCGUGGGGAGAAAGAUGCAGCCAGACCAACAGGUGGUCAUCAACAGCCCCAUCGUGAAAGGGCUAAAAUACAACCAGGCUACGCCCAACUUUCACCAGUGGCGAGAUGCCCGCCAAGUCUGGGGGCUCAACUUUGGCACCAAAGAGGACGCUAGCCAGUUUGCUGGUGGGAUGAUGGCUGCUCUGGAGGCACUGGAUUCAGGGAACUCGGCAGCUCCACGGCCCAUCCAGAACGGCCCCACAGCGGAAGAAAUGGCAGAGCAGCAGAAAAGGCAGCAGCAGCAGCUGGAAAGGGAGCAACAGGAGCAGGCCGAGCGAGAGAGGCGGGUGACAAUCUCAGUGCCUGCAGGGACCCCUUCGGGAGGAGGACCCCCGCCCGCACCAGGACCCCCGCCCGCCCCGCCAUGCCCGCCCCCGGGCCCACCGCCAGGAGCACCAGCGGGGCCACCCCCACCUCCGGGGCCUCCGCCACCGCCCGGCCCCCGCCUGGCCCCCCUGGCCCUCCGCCUCCGGGAGGGGGGCCCCCCUGCGCCGCCCCUCCCGCCUCCCCAGGGCCCGGCAGGAGGGGGCGGCCCGCCCUCCGGCUUGGCUGCUGCCCUCGCAGGGGCAAAGCUCAAGAAAGUGGGCAGGGAGGAGGCACCAAAGGCUGCGGCUGGUGCGGCACCCCCGCCGAGUGGAGGGGGAGGCGGGGGGCUCAUGGAGGAAAUGAGCGCCAUGUUGGCACGGCGGAGGAAAGUUGCGGAUCAGGGUGAGAAACCCAUUCCAAAGAAAGAUGAAGGUCCCCAAAACGACAUGGACGCUGGUGCCAAGACCACAGAUUCCUUCCGCAGGCCUUGGGAGAAGACCAGCACGACGCUACCCAGGAUGAAAUCCGCCGGAGCGAUCACCGGUUCGGAACCUGCUGGUGGCGGCGGAGGAGGAGGAGACGAGUCGGAGCUGGAACGGGUGAAACAGGAACUCUUGCAGGAGGUCCGGCGGGAAUUACAGAAAAUGAAAGAGGAGAUCAUACAGGCAUUUGUGACAGAGCUACGGAAGCGGGGGUCUCCUUAGUGCAACCCCCCCACACACAAGAAAGAAAACCCCCCAACUUGCCGGUGUCUCCUGGAGCCAGCAGUUCAAUCCUCCGAAACGUGCAGGAAAAAAUAAAAGCGGAAGAAGAUAAAAAGAACGAACUUGAUCACCCCUUUUCUCCCCACGCCCCCCCACAAACGCACCAGAUGAGCUCCACACAACACACACACACACCUUUUCCCGUCGGCUCCCAGGCCCCCGCUGUGCAAUUUCCGGGGAGGGGGGGGGAAGGAGAAUCUGUGGCAGCCCCCCACCCCAGGAAGGGCAGGACCCCCACCUGUGCCUUACCCAGAGCAAUAGCAACACCCCUCCUUCGUCCUCUGCUUCCUCCCCACCCCCACCCCCGCCACAACGAGCGGCUUGUUCCUGCAGGAGGUGUGCAAGGGGGGGGGUGUUUCCCUGGCGGAACUGGCUCCUUCCCCCCCCCCUCCCGCCACCACUUAACACUGUGCCAUUCCCAGAGAGGGCUAGACUCUCCAUCACCCGCAAAUCAUCCUUUUUCACGCUUGGACCAAGACGCCUGUGUCUGUUUUUUCUUUCUCUCCUCCGCCCCCCCCCCCAAAAAAAAACCCAUGGCAUGGGAAGAGGGGGGGGAAACACCUGUUUUUCCCGGGCUUCAGGGAAUCGCAUCAGCUUAACCAAACUGGAGAAGUUUCCUUUUCUUUGAAGGUAGUGGUCAGCAACUGGGUUGCCCCAAAGUCCAAACCUUUGCCCUGCCUUUCCUGAACUUCCUUCCUCUCCUAAACCAGCAACAUUUCCCUUUUUAGCUAAGGCAGCAGGUCUCUCGGACCUUCCUUCUUCCAGACACGAUGCCAGGGGUUGGGUUUGCGAUAAGGGGACCAAGGAAUGAAACAAAGGUGGCCUGAACUUUCUCUGUAGUUUGGGGGCACACAGUUAUAUAUUUUUCCCAGCGGAAGGGUGACAAACGGCAGCGUUCCCGCUGCUGGUAAUUUGACCCGGGCCAAAUUCCGGCCACCUAGUUGCCAACCACAACCUUUUUAUUUUUAAAAAAGGCACCCUUACUUGCAAUGCACGCCCCCCCCCCUCGCUAGUCAUGCAUGCCCACCCUUGGAAGAUGGACCACUUUGCUGAAAAGGACAGCUUCCACGACCCCCCCUCCCCAAAUAAUAAUAAUAAUUACCACCCCACUUCCUAGUACCUUUUCUCAUUUCACAUGCUCUCUCUUGCUGGGCUCAUUCUGAAAAAAAAUAUUUUACUCAACCCCACCCACUCACCCAUCUCUCUGCUCUCACCUCUCUGGGUAAUGAUUUGUUUUUAUUUUUAAUAAUAAUAAAAAAAGAGGAUUUCGCUC
Molecule: messenger RNA, 2987 nt
Organism: Podarcis muralis (Common wall lizard)
Lineage: Eukaryota; Metazoa; Chordata; Lepidosauria; Squamata; Lacertidae
Gene: VASP
Product: vasodilator stimulated phosphoprotein
Biological process (GO): actin cytoskeleton organization; neural tube closure; positive regulation of actin filament polymerization
Molecular function (GO): SH3 domain binding; profilin binding
Source: RefSeq, a predicted model, not a curated record